CCACAUAUCGCAUUGAUACAGUAAACAAUAAAAAAAAUGUCACCUCACUCUUGUCGCGAAGAGGACCCGUGCUACCCGAAGCCAAGAUCCGGUAAGCCGCCACCUGCCUUCCCGAAGCCGCUGAUCACCUUGGGCGGUGCUCCGGCGACUCCGCUUAAUCCAGGAGACUUUGCAGGUCUUCACAAGCUUACGUACGACUUGAGACCAGAAUGGUUUGAAGGAUUUCAACUGAAUGCUACCAAAUAUAUGGACCUGCAUCAGCUGGUGCGAUGCAGCUGGAACCUGAGCCACAUAACGCCCACCGGAUUCCGAAUCGGGGCUCAGCUGCAUCGGAAGUGCAGUGAUUCUAUUCUGAAAACGCCCCUCAUAUCCUUCGACACAAAUCCCAGUACGCUAUCAUCAAACCUUUACCUACUUUAUCGACCGAGACCGUCAGUUUGUGUAGAACUCAAUAUCCAAACGCUACCCCACGCAAGCACUAGUCCUAUCAUCGAUA
Uranotaenia lowii is the source of this 496-nucleotide messenger RNA. RefSeq lists its product as uncharacterized. The record is from RefSeq and is a predicted model, not a curated record. Lineage: Eukaryota; Metazoa; Arthropoda; Insecta; Diptera; Culicidae. The annotation marks the transcript as partial. The transcript is spliced from 2 exons.